Molecule: messenger RNA, 1913 nt
Organism: Funneliformis geosporum
Lineage: Eukaryota; Fungi; Glomeromycota; Glomeromycetes; Glomerales; Glomeraceae
Source: the annotation of a GenBank genome assembly
AUCGAAAAAUGAAAAUCAAAGAUACAACUGAAUAUGCAGAAACUGCAACUAAAGCAAUCGAUGAUAAAUCUUCCGAGUUGAGGACUAUCAGUUUAAAGAUUCAUGAAAAUCCGGAAUUAGCUUAUAAAGAAAAAUUUGCUCAUGGUUUGUUGGUAAAAUAUCUCCAGGAUCAGGGAUUUAACGUAACUCCUUCUGCAUAUGGUCUCGAGACGGCGUUUGUUGCAGAAUUUCAAUCCAUAGCUGGUCGAGGUAGAGUAGUUUCAUUUAAUUCCGAGUAUGAUGCUCUUCCUAAAAUCGGUCACGCUUGCGGUCAUAAUCUUAUUGCAAUUAGCGGAGUUGCUGCUGCAAUUGCAUUAAAAACUGUAUUUGAAAAGUAUCAAAUUCCCGGAACUGUGAAAUUAUUUGGUACUCCGGCUGAAGGAAAUGGCAAAAUUGAUUUGGUUAACGCUGGUGCUUACAAUGAUGUUGAUAUUUCUUUAAUGGUUCAUCCAAGUCCAUUUGAUGGAUGUUUCAUAAAGUUUCUUGCACUUCAAUCUUGUGAAGUUAAAUAUUUUGGAAGAACUGCACAUGCUGCUGGAGCGCCAUGGGAAGGAAUAAAUGCGCUAGAUGCCACGAUUUUGGCUUAUAAUAAUAUUGGGUUAUUACGACAACAAAUUUUACCAACAAAUAGAAUUCAUGGAAUUAUAACUAAUGGUGGUGAAGCGCCAAACAUUAUUCCAGAUAAUACUUCAUCAGAAUAUUUUAUUCGUGGAAGAACGAUUAAGGAUUUGACCGAUCUAAGACCACGCGUUCAUAAAUGUUUUGAAGCAGCUGCUAUAGCAGCUGGAUGUACAAAGGAAAAUGGAGCCAAAGAUCCUAGCAUCUUCUGGAAGAGGGAAGUCUUUGAUGUGAAAACAAAUGUUCCUUUGGGUAAUAGAUAUGAGGAACAUCUUAAGAAAUUUGGAAUAACUUUUCCGACAAAGGAAGAGCAAGAUGCUACACCUGCAGGUUCAACAGAUCAAGGACGUGUGACUUAUUUGAUUCCUGGUAUUCAUGCAAUGUUUGAUAUAAAACCUCCCAAAGGGAGUGCUAAUCAUACGCCUGGUUUCACUGAUGCUGCUAAAACUGAAUUUGCGCACGAAGCUACGCUAACUGCCUCAAAAGGAAUCGCAUUAACUGGUAUAGAUUAUUUGGUCGAUGAUUGUUUUGCUAGACUAGUUAAGUUGUCUUUUGAUGGACAUUUAAACGAUGGAGAACAAGUGCAUGUUUAUCGAUGGCCUAUAAAUUACCUUUUUACAUGGCAAUUUUGGACAACAAAUUUGUUGUAUCCAACGAUAUACACACAUAAUUGGCCGGAACCGCAGUGUUCUUUGAUUGUUGGCUGCUUCUUUUUCGUAUCAAUUACAAACAUUCUUUUGGUUGGAAUGUCUUCUGCCAUGAGCUGGCUCAUAGUAUGUAAAAAAGUAUAUUUAAGUUUUGGAAAAUAUGACUGGAAAUUGUUUGUGAUUCCAUUCGGUGGCGCAACUGUAUUAACAAUCAUAUCAGCAUCAACAAACGAAGGAUUUUGCAUUCUUCGGAAAAUUGCUAGCACCGAAUUUGAUCAUAAUAACGGACCGUUCUUGAAGGCAUCAAAGAAAGUACUGGGGUAUCUUUUGAUGUAUAUUGUACAAUGGACUCCAUUGAUGGUUUACGUAAUCGCCGAUAUUCUCAAUGUAGCCAGUUAUUUUAUCGCAGCGGGAGGUAUAUUGAAUAUGGUACAAUAUAUUAUUAAUGAAGGUUGGAAGGAUAUACCGAGAUCUCCAUUAACGAAUCGAGAUUCAUGUAAUGCUCCUAACUCGAUUAAGAGCACCGACGUUGAAGGAAGAAAUAGAAAUUGGAAUUACAUCUUAAAAAUAAAUAUCGAAAAUGAUGAAGAGGUGACCGAUGGCUUAUAG